GUUCGUCUUUUUUCCUUCACUGUCGGUGCAGUUUCUGGAGGGGUUUGCUGAGUAAAGUAACAUUCGGCCCAAAUCACCCCAUUCCCGAAGGCCGAGACGCGAACCGAACUCGGUAGUCAUGUCACAUUUUUGGCCCGUUUUCGGCGGUGAAUUAUUCUUACGGAUUACCAUAUCAUCUGGUGCAUUUAUGGGAUUACUGAUACUUUGCCGACACAUUGAAGCUUGUAUAUUGCUAACCCAUUGGACGCCAAUCCGGGACAGAGUAGGGUGCAUUUACAAAGUAAAAUCGAACGCAUCAAAUGAUACCUUUAGGACCCCAGAACUGUCAUCCAUAGCACACUGGCUUCCAAAGCCACCCUGACAACCGUCUCAUUGCUGGCGGUAUGGGGGAAGCGGGGUCAAAACCACUCGAUGAUGUGGUGAAGGGGCCGACACAGUCUGGUCGUGAAACGGACUCGUCGUCGGCGUCGGCUGGGAUUGAUCUCGAAAAGGAGAGCGGGGAAGGCAUCGGGCGAACACCAACCGGCACCAGUGAUGAGGAGAACGCUGGGGAGGAACGGCCCCCCUUGUCGCACCAACGAACCCAUGAGGACGGCGGCAACGGCAACGGCAACGGCAUGCUCUCACGGGUAGCGAGCCGUGUUAUUACCAAGGUCAGCACCAAGUCCAGCUGGAACCCCGGCCCGCCCCCUGACGGCGGCUUGCAAGCCUGGGUAGCCGUGGCCUGCACACACCUAGUCAUCAUGAACACCUGGGGCAUCAUCAACUCCUUCGGCCUGUUCCAAACCCACUACACCACCACCCUCGGCCGCUCCCCCUCCGACAUCUCCUGGAUCGGCUCGCUCCAAAUCUUCCUCCUCUUCUUCGUCGGCGCCCUCACCGGCCGGCUCACCGACGCAGGCUACUUCCGGCACAUCUUCCUGGUCGGCGUGGCCUUCCAGAUCCUGGGCAUCUUUGCCGCGUCGGCCGCCACCCAGUACUGGCAGCUGGUGCUCGCGCAGGGCAUCUGCAUGGGGUUGGGGAACGGCUGCCUCUUCUGCCCCUGCGUGUCCACGCUGUCGACGUAUUUCAGCCGGCGCCGCGCGCUGGCGAUCGCGUUGGGUGCGUGCGGCAGCGCGACGGGCGGGCUGGUCUUUCCGGGCAUGGUGCGCCAGCUGCUGCCCGCUCAGGGGUUCCCCGCGGCGAUGCGCGCGGUUGGGUAUGUGCAGCUCGCGACGUUUGGUGUGGCGCUGGUGGGACUGAAGCCCAGGAUCCCGCCGCGCCGGAGCGGGCCGUGGGUGGAGUGGCGGGCCUUUCGGGAUGUUGAGUAUUCGCUUUAUGCGGCCGGGAGCUUUUCGUUCUUUUUGGGGCUGUACUUUGCGUUUUAUUACAUUGCUUCGUUCAGCAGGGACAUCAUCGGGAUGGACUACACGAGCAGCUUGAACAUGUUGCUAGUCAUAAACGGUGUCGGCAUCCCGGGCCGGGUGAUUCCGAACCACCUUGCCGACAGGUACGGCACGAUCAAUAUGCUCAUUCCCGCGACCGGUGCGGCCGCGAUAUGUGUAUUCAGUUGGAUGGCCGUCAAGUCCACGCCGGCACUGUAUGUGUGGUGUUGCUUUUAUGGCAUAACGGCUGGCAGUAUCCAGAGUCUAUUCCCCGCUGGCUUGAGCAGCUUGACGACAGACUUGCGAAAGGCUGGCGUGAGGAUGGGUAUGAUAUUUACGAUUGUUAGUUUUGCAACCCUCGCGGGGGCCCCGAUUGCUGGGGCCAUCAUCACCGCUUCGGGGGGAAGAUAUUAUGGGGCUCAGGCGUUCGCAGGCGCAGCCUUGAUGCUGGGGAUGGUUCUGAUGGCGACGGCGAGGGUCGUCAAGGUGAAGCGAUUGACGCGGGAAGCGGACAUGGCGGGUUCGUGGUGGCGUGUCAAGGUCUAAUCAUUGAGGGUGCGGGAAAUACCAAGGGUAAUUAUAAAUGUAGUGAACAGAGGUACUUCAGGCUACUAACUGUGGCCUAAUAUUCUAAAAGGGGUACCGGCCAGGAACAGAGCCAGGACCGC
Chaetomium fimeti is the source of this 2032-nucleotide messenger RNA. RefSeq names its product major facilitator superfamily domain-containing protein. The record is from RefSeq and is a predicted model, not a curated record. NCBI's taxonomy places the organism in Eukaryota, Fungi, Ascomycota, Sordariomycetes, Sordariales, Chaetomiaceae. Gene Ontology annotation, biological process: transmembrane transport. The transcript has 4 exons. Gene Ontology annotation, molecular function: transmembrane transporter activity. Gene Ontology annotation, cellular component: membrane. Bases 384 to 1910 code for a protein of 508 amino acids.